Bombyx mori (domestic silkworm) is the source of this 3106-nucleotide messenger RNA. RefSeq names its product mitochondrial intermediate peptidase. The transcript has 12 exons. The record is from RefSeq and is a predicted model, not a curated record. Gene Ontology annotation, cellular component: mitochondrion. Gene Ontology annotation, biological process: peptide metabolic process. Gene Ontology annotation, molecular function: metalloendopeptidase activity. NCBI's taxonomy places the organism in Eukaryota, Metazoa, Arthropoda, Insecta, Lepidoptera, Bombycidae. Bases 268 to 2373 code for a protein of 701 amino acids.
AAUGUAACAAUUGUAACGUGAAAGGUAAACGAUUGUUUCAUUACAAAUCCUUUAAGCCUCCUGUCACUAGAGUAGACAGCACAGGAUUAUUAGGUACAAAAUAAACAUCACAAUAACAAUCAAUGAACUAAUAAUGAGUGAUUUGUCGCACUUAAGAUUAUCACGGUGAUACAGGUGGCCCGUGAUUGCCAAGAUUCAUUGGCAGAAUUCAUAUAAAGUAAUAUAAGUCUAACAUAAAUUAAAUACUUACGUUCUGCGUCCUUGCCGAUGUCUACAAUGAAGUUAUUGAAACCCCUCUGGAUCCUCCGAAAUGGCAGAAAGAAGAAAUUGGGAUGCUCUGUCAGUACUUGGUCACCUUUGGCAACAGCAUUCAACACCAGACCAAAUUCCAGACCUAUUUUUGACUCUUUAAAGGAAAGAACUGGCCUCUUCAAUAAACCAGAGCUCACAACUUUUGAAGGCUUCUACACGCUCAAGGACCAGGCUAUCGAAGCAACUGAUCGUCUGAUAGAAGAGGCCACCAACAGCCCCACGCGUCCUAUGGUCGAGAUAUUUGAUGAGCUUUCCGACACACUGUGCAAAGUUGCAGAUCUUGCUGAGUUUGUGAGGAUAGCUCACCCCCAACCACAUUUCGCACGAGCUGCUGAAGAAGCCUGUAUCAGCAUUAGUGGAGUUGUCGAAAAGUUAAACACGCACAAAGGCUUGUACGAAGCUUUAAAGAAGUCAGUUGAGAAUGGAACAUCUGGAGACAAACAUUUAGCAGAAUUAUUCUUGUUCGACUUUGAACAGAGCGGAAUACACCUCGAAGAGAACAAAAGGAAGAGUGUGGUGGCUCUCAAUGAUGUUAUCCUCCAAACUGGGCAGAGGUUCAUGGCCGGAGCUGCUAAACCAAGACGUGUUUCUCGAAGUGCUGUACCUCAGAAUGUUAGACAUUUCUUCAGCACCGAAGGUGACAAUAUAAUAGUGAGCGGGGUGUACGCGGAGUGCGGGGAGGCGGCCGCCCGCGAGGCUGCCUACCGACUGUACCUAGCGCCGGACGGCACGCAGGACCGCCUGCUGGACGCCGUGCUGCAGGCCAGGCACCACAUGGCCACGCUCUGCGGCUUCCAGACCUACGCCGACAGAGCAAUAAAAGCGAGUACAAUGGAGACAGCAGCAAACGUGCGGCAGUUUCUCGACCUCCUCUCUGACGGCCUCCACGACCGCGCUAGAAUGGACUUCGACGUGAUGCUGAAGAUGAAGAAACAGGAAACGCCAUAUCUGGACCAAUUAAACUGCUGGGACACGCCGUACUAUACUCACAAGGCGAAGAACUUGUUAUUGGACCAGGCCAAUUCGGACUUCAGUCCGUACUUCAGUCUGGGCGCGUGCAUGGAGGGCUUGGAUAUGUUGUGUCAAGAGCUAUACGGCAUCAGUCUGAAGUCCGAGGAAAUGUUGCCAGGCGAGUCGUGGUCUCCGGACGUAUACAAGCUGGCCGUGGUCCACGAGUCGGAGGGGCUGCUGGGCCACAUCUACUGCGACCUGUACGAGCGGCCCGGGAAGCCGCAUCAGGACUGCCACUUCACUAUACAGGGCGGGAAGCUGUUACCAGAUGGCUCCUACCAGAACCCGAUCGUGGUGAUAAUGUUGUCGCUGAGCGGCGGGCACCGCUCGGGGCCGGCGCUGCUGUCCGCGGGCGCGCUGGACAACCUGUUCCACGAGGCGGGCCACGCGCUGCACUCCAUGCUGGGCCGCGCGCCCCACCAGCACGUGGCCGGCACGCGCUGCCCCACCGACCUGGCCGAGCUGCCCAGCGUGCUCAUGGAGUGCUUCGCGGCCGACCCGCAGGUGCUGCGCAGGUUCGCGCGGCACUUCCAGACGCGGCAGGCGGCGCCGGAGCGCACGCUGCAGCGCCUGUGCGCCUCCAAGCGACUGUUCGCCGCCAGCGAGAUGCAGCUGCAGGUGUUUUAUUCAGCCCUGGACCAGCAGUACCACGACCGGCCCGCAGCGCCCGGGGGCCGCACCACGGACGAUCUGAAAGAAGUCCAGAAACAAUAUUAUGGACUUCCGUAUGUCGAAAACACAGCGUGGCAGCACCGGUUCAGCCACCUGGUCGGCUACGGCGCCAAGUACUACUCCUACCUCAUCUCGCGCGCGCUCGCCUCCUCCGCCUGGAACACGCACUUCGCGGCCGACCCGCUCGCGCGCCGCGCCGGCCGCCGCCUGCGGGACCGCGUGCUGCGACACGGGGGCGCCGUGCCGCCGCAGGUCCUGCUCAAGGACUACCUGGAAAUGGAGAUAACUCCACAGACGCUCGCGUCGGCGCUGAUAGACGAGCUGGACUGCCACAAGGACCACCUCGACACCGUGCUAAAGAUACUGGACAGAAAGUAACCCAUCCACUACGCAAUGAAAAUCAAAUGUCUCAUAUCCCCGACGCAGGUGGCUCUAAAACGUCACCGGUAUCACUUGUCAAUGAUUACAAGAAUAUAAUUUGUUUAACGAAUGAAAGUGGAUUAGAUUCCUUAAUCUAUCCAUUGUCUAAACGCAAUACGUUUCUUGUAAACGAAUAAUCGAAUACAAAUAACUAGACUAGGAUAAAUGAUUGUAUCUAUCCACAAACAAGAAGUCCAUAUAGUAUGGGUUGCAAAACCUGAUAUGCAUCGUUAUAUACGCUUAACCCUAUUAGUUAUAUAUUUUACAGAAAUUAGUAAAGGAUUUUGGAAGGAAAGUAGCUUAUUUUAUCUUAAAAAAAUACAAAAAUUAAUAAUGGUUUUGAUGGUGAUCACAAUAUGACAUUCAAUAUCAAUUAAUAAAAUUAAAGAUAUAACUAGUGACAGUAAUAUCAGUUUUACUUCUUUCUGUGACUCAUGAAAUCAGAAAAAAAAACUAUUUUUAAAAUUGUUAUGUAUUUUUUAAUUCAUUGUCGUACUAUCUGGACGUUUACUUUUACUGUAAUAUAUUUGCUUUUUUUUGUUUGUUUUGUUAUUAAUAAAUGAACAUGAAUCUUAUGUGAAUAAACUGUAAAUAUAGUAUUAUGUAAACUGUAUUUUAUUUGUAUUGAAUUAGAUAACAAAGUACAUUUGGGAGGAUCUUACAUGAAUAAAUAGUUCCGAGUGGAUUGCAA